AUGGCCAAACUUAAAACAAAAGCCCGGGUCCAGCAGAAGGUCCAACUCCAAACCCAAGCCUUGGUAGCAGCCCUGCGGCCGGCUGGCUCCGGGAGCCCAUGGAAAGGGGUAACCCAGCACCCCCCUGGGGGCCCUGCCUCAAGUGUGGCACUGAUGGCCAUUGGGCCCGCCAAUGUCCACAUCCAAAGGAACCAGUGUGCCCUUGUACACAAUGCCAGAGGAUGGGCCACUGGAGGUCUGACUGCCCCAACAUCAGAGGCUCCCCGGUGCCUCCAUGCAGAGGAAACUCUGAGCUGGAACCACUCUGGCUCUCCCGGACCCUCCAAAGCCCUUUCAUCAUUUACAGAUGAGCAUUCUGGCUUGGCUACCGGCCUCCUGGCCCAGCCUGCAGGGCUGGCCUAUCAAGCAGUGGCAUACCUAUCAAAACAGCUAGAUGUCACAGCCCAGGGAUGGCAGCCAUGUCUCAGGCCAUUAGCAGCUGCUACCUCCCUGACCAAGGAAGCUCUCAAGUUUACUUCGGGCCAACCCCUCACUGUCUUUUCUUCCCAUUGCUUGGGAGACCUGCUCAGCCACGAGUCCCUUGCCCAUUUGACUCCUUCCAGAAUCCAACUGUACCACCUCCUUUUCAUCAAAAAUCCCCAGAUUUCUUUAUCCACCUUCCUCCACUUAAAUCCCAUGACACUUCUGCCUACUCCCUCCACUACUUCUGACCCUUUACGUUCCUGUCCUCAACUUUUAGAGGACGUUAUUCCCUCACAUCCAGGGCUCUCUGACCAGCUCCUAUCUAAUCCUGACCAUGUGCUUUUCGUAGAUGGUAGUUCUUUCAUUGCCCUGGACGGCCAAAGCCAUGCAGCCUAUGCUGUCGUUACUCUAGACAGCACCUUAGAGGCUCUACUCGAGGCCCUUAGCCACCCAACUGAGGUGUCUAUCGUUCACUGCCAUGGCCACCAGUCCUCUAAAGACCCUAUAUCUAAAGGCAACAACAAAGCCGGUUCCACAGCCCAGGCUACGGCUCUAGGCUCUGCCCCAGCUCCUCUCCUUCUUCUCAACACACCCCAUUCCAUCGUAUACAGAAGAAGAAACACAGACCCUCAAGCAGUUGGGGGAAUUAUCGGGGACAAGGGUUGGAUUUUUAUCCAAGAUAACGUCACCCUCCCUGGCCACCUUGCCCGCAGCAUCAUUACAGACAUCCACCAAUCCCUCCACCUUGGCCCAAAAGCUUUAUAUCAGUUCCUAGAACCCCUUUUCCAUAACCCACACCCCCAAAAGCUCAUUGAGGAGGUUCAUCAGUCUUGCAAUACCUGUUCUGCUGUUAAUUCUCAAGGGAGAAUUCGCAGGGUAGGACCUAACCAUCAACUCCAAGGCCAUCAACCGGGAGAGGACUGGCAGCUUGAUUUAACUCACAUGCUAUGUCACAAAACCUAUUGUUACUUACUAACUUUGGUGGACACCUUUACAGGAUGGAUUGAGGCUUACCCCACAGCUCGAGAAACAGCAGACGUGGUAGCUGCUAUACUCAUUAAACAUAUCAUCCCAAGGUUUGGCCUCCCACAGACCCUACAAUGUGACAAUGGCCCAGCCUUCACUUCCAGUGUCAUCCAACAGGUCUCCAAAAGUCUGAACAUCACCUGGAAAUUCCAUAUCCCUUACGAUCCACAAUUCUCAGGAACGAAUUCAGAGGUGUCUAGAGUAUCCGUCAACCAGCUUCUGCUCCACUCCUACUCCCAUGUGCCCACUUCCAACAACCCCUACAACGCCCCUCAUUCAGCAGGAAUCAUUGCAGGGGAACAUCUAAGAAUCUGUCCUCAGGAAUAUACAUGCUGCACCACAGAAAUGGAAGACAAGUUAAGCCAACAGAGCAAACUCGAGUUUGAAAACCUUGUGGAAGAGACAAGCCAUUUUGUACGCACCACCUUCGUGUCCAGGCACAAGAAAUUUGAUGAAUUUUUUCGAGAGCUCCUGGAGAAUGCAGAAAAGUCACUAAAUGAUAUGUUUGUACGGACCUAUGGAAUGCUGUACAUGCAGAACUCAGAAGUGUUCCAGGACCUCUUCACGGAGCUUAAAAGAUACUACACAGGGGGCAAUGUGAAUCUGGAGGAGAUGCUCAAUGACUUCUGGGCUCGUCUGCUGGAGCGGAUGUUUCAGCUGAUAAACCCUCAGUAUCACUUCAGCGAGGACUACCUGGAAUGUGUGAGCAAAUACACCGACCAGCUGAAGCCGUUUGGAGAUGUGCCCCGAAAACUGAAGAUUCAGGUCACCCGCGCCUUCAUUGCUGCUCGGACCUUUGUCCAAGGCCUCACUGUGGGCAGAGAAGUUGCAAACCGAGUUUCCAAGGUGAGCCCGACCCCAGGGUGCAUCCGUGCUCUCAUGAAGAUGCUGUACUGCCCGUACUGCCGAGGCCUUCCCACUGUGAGACCCUGCAACAACUACUGCCUCAAUGUCAUGAAGGGCUGCCUGGCCAAUCAGGCUGACCUCGACACGGAGUGGAAUCUGUUCAUAGAUGCAAUGCUCUUGGUGGCAGAGAGACUGGAAGGGCCAUUCAACAUUGAAUCGGUCAUGGACCCCAUAGAUGUCAAGAUUUCUGAAGCCAUUAUGAACAUGCAAGAAAACAGCAUGCAGGUGUCUGCAAAGGUCUUUCAGGGAUGUGGCCAGCCCAAGCCUGCUCCAGCUCUCAGAUCUGCCCGCUCAGCUCCUGAAAAUUUUAAUACACGUUUCAGGCCCUACAAUCCUGAGGAAAGACCCACAACCGCCGCAGGCACAAGCUUGGACCGGCUGAGGACUGUGUGGAGAACAAUGCAGCAUAGUGUCACAGACAUAAAAGAGAAAUUGAAGCUGUCGAAAAAGGUCUGGUCGGCACUACCCUACUCCAUCUGCAAGGAUGAGAGCGUGACAGCGGGCACGUCCAACGAAGAGGAAUGCUGGAACGGGCACAGCAAGGCCAGGUACCUGCCCGAGAUCAUGAAUGACGGGCUGACUAACCAGAUCAACAAUCCCGAGGUGGACGUGGACAUCACGCGGCCUGACACUUUCAUCCGACAGCAGAUCAUGGCUCUGCGUGUGAUGACCAACAAACUGAAGAAUGCAUACAACGGCAAUGACGUCAACUUCCAGGACACAAGUGAUGAAUCCAGCGGCUCAGGGAGUGGCAGUGGGUGCAUGGAUGACGUGUGCCCCACGGAGUUUGAGUUUGUCACCACAGAGGCCCCUGCAGUUGAUCCUGAUCGGAGAGAAGUGGACUCUUCUGCAGCCCGGAUGAGCGACUCCCUGCUCUCGUGGCUUCUCAUCUGCACUGCCCUGGCAUUGCAGAGACUGUGCAGAUAAUCCUGGUUUUGGGUCAGAUAAAACUGCAUUUUAGCUAUUUGAAUGGCCAACUCACUUCUUUUCUUACAUACUUGGACAAUGGACCAUGCCACAAAAACUGACCGUUUUCUAUGAGAAGAGAGCAGUACUGCGACCUGCCUCCCGUUUUGUUUUCCCAAAGAGUACCGGGUGCCAGGCUGAACUGCCUCCUCUUCCCUUCAGCUGUCUGUGGGGACCUUGUUUAUUCUAGUGAGAAUUCUUAUUCAAAUCUUUCGUACCGGGAGGUUUUCUUACCUUCAUUUGCUUUUAUGCUGCAGAAGUAAAGGAAUCUCACGUUGUGAGUUUUUUUUUCCCAUUAAAGAAAAAAAAAAAGAUAGGAAGAAAAAAACUUUUCUUGUAAAAUCAGGCCAAACCCAAGAUAACUGCAUUUUUAACAAAGCAGCAGAUAGGAGAGAAAAAUAAAGCAAUGUUAAUGCUAUCAGUUUAGCAUUGACAGCCAACUCCCAGUGUAAGCUUUUCUGUGACAAAUCGGGUUUACAAAAGGCUUAUGGGGAGAAAACUUGAAAUUUUUUUAAAUGUAGUGAAAAUACAUCAUUGUCUUGGACAUAUCAUCUUGCACUCUAACCACACAACAUCAAAUUGAUUUGGAGGUACUGAUACUAAAUUUAGAAUUCCAUCUUUAAUAUGAGAGCAAAAAUUACUGCAACUCAGCACCUCUCUCUCACCCACCCUAUUUCAAUUUCAGUAAUGGCACAUUUUUCUUAAUUCUCUUAAUGUCUGUCCAUUGUACACAAUUGGCACACAUUUUCUUCCUUCAUCUUCAGUUUUUAGUAGACACACCCAUCAAUUCAUCCUCAAGAGUUUCAAUUGAAAAUAAUCUUCACUGAUAUAAUCUCUGCUUUUGCCACAGGUUUGACAUUAAUUAGAUGUUUCUGCCCCUGUGCUCAUUACCCUCCCAAAGAAAGAGUUCUUUUACUGAAUUGAUAAACGAUUAGAUCCAUAUGUGAGUUUUCAUCUUUAACUAUUUGCUUUGUGUCAAUUGGUUUUUCCAUCACAAGGGCAUUCUCUUACAAAAUAACUCACAACAACAACAAAAAAAGUCAAGACAAAAAAUAUAUAUAGUAUUGACAUGGAGAUUUCUUUCACUUUUUUAGUCUUAGUAUGAUCAUCUAUUUUUAUAUCUAUAUAUAUAAAUCACAGAUUUUAACUUCUUAAUUCCAAGCUCAGGGUUGACACACCUUUGUAACAAAAAUGUUUUGUCAACCAGCUCUUCUUGUUUUGUGCUGCUCAGAGAAGGGAUUCCUCAAUGAUCUGUGAGCAUCAAGAAUCAAGAAAGAGAACUUUUUACGUAUCUAACUGUCCAUUUAUUAAAAGUUUACCAGAGCACACCCUUUUCACAUGAGCAUGCUUUGUCCUGGGUGCUCGAAGCUGUACCGAGUUCAUGGGAUGAACCAUGGGUGUGCAGGACUUCACUGGUGAUGGAAAGUGUACGUGUAAAGAAUGUUAUUCACGAAAAACCAUUGCUUUCAUAUAAAAAACCUUCGGCCUAGGAUUCCUGCUUGGCACUUAGGUAAAUGACCUAACUCAAGAGGCAAAGUUAGAGCCACAACCUAACCUAUAGACCAGGUAUGCCAAAGCCAGGCCCUAUGCUCCCCCUGACAGAGCAAAGCAAAAUAAACCAAACUGGGGCUUUAUGAAUGCAGUUGGCUAUCCACAUGUCUCUUGGUUUUUAUGAUGCAUCUGGAGUAAAGUAAUGUUUCAAGACACCAUAGUAUGCCAGUCACAUUUUAACUAACUCAUUGACAGUAUUGACAUGUAAAUGGUAUUUUUCUAUCUCUAUUCUCAUCAAAAUUAAAAUUAGUUAUUGAUUUAGUCAUCACAUUUAAGUAGAACACAUGCGGCACAAUAGUAUUAAGUAUAUUUGAGCACUUUUGCAAAACAAAAAGUAUUUACAAGCAUUUAUUGCUACUUUAUGCCUAAUGAAAUAUGACAUGUAGGAUUCUGAGAGACUUUGUGGCAUCCUUUCAUUUAAAUCUUAAUGAAAUUAACACUUAAUCUAAUUCAGCAUUACCUACUUCUAGAAAACCAUCCAUUUGACUGCCGAACUUGGGCUUCCUAUCACCAAUUACACAUAAAACAUUUCUGUGAAGGACCAAUCAUUUAUGUUGCUCAUUUCAUUGUUUGUUCAGAAAUCAGUAUUGUCUUUCUCCAAUAAUUAAGGUGCAAUACAACUUGUAUCAAACUUGAUUUUCCAGAAUAUUUGAGUAAUAACUUGUUUUUAUGGCUUUAAACUCCAAGUCUUUCUUUUUAAAAUAUUUCUGCAUUAUCUUCUAUGAAAUAGAUCAGGAUGCCUUGUUUUUCCUGUGCUUUCACCCCCAAAAGGUUGUGUGCAUGUGUAUGAAUACACAUUAUAUAAAUGAAUGUGACCCCACGUUUUGUACGUACUAAACAUACAGAUAAUAUAUAAAGGCCUGCUUCAAUUGUUUUAACACCUUCAUUAUUAAUAUUGUUCCUACUGAUGAGAUACAGUGAUCACAUGAGCCAGGCAGAGAGCUGAAAUGACUAUCAGUUAAUGAUGCCACAAUAUCAGUCAUCCUGCAUGGAUGUGGUCAAAAUACUAUUCACCUUGUACUUCCUGGUUUUUAUCAUCAUACUACAAUGUCAUGUGAUUUUCAGACUAAUUAAACAUGAGAAUUUUUUCUUUCCCUAAGGGAUUUAGUUUAAUCUAGUUACCCCAUUUCAGUAAGUAUUAUGGAACCCCCCCAAAUUAAUUUUUCUCAUUUCAGCACAGUGAUAAGGGAUGUGUUGAUGCUCCGUUAUUUUUCAUGACCUGCCCUCAUUUGCUCUGAUGUCCCCUAAACUCUGUAGUCACGUCAUAACUUCUGUUAUGAGUAGAGAGAAAUGGGCUCACUGAAAUCAGACACUAGAAAUUGGUGGGUGAUGCUCAUAACUGCAAACACUUAGCUUAUUGAAGUGCCUCUAUUUACAUGUUCUUUAGUUAUAAUAUGUAUUUUUCUAACAGAAAUACACGUCUGUAAUUGAUGUAUAUUAUACUUUGUAUAUGUCACAACAAAAGCUAAACAGAGGCUAAAGUCUUUAGCAGAGAAGCAUGAAUUGCAAAUUUAUGAAUAAGAGCUCUGUUCGUGGUUCUGUACUGAAGGACAACCAUGACAACUUUCUGUCAUUUUAAUGAGGGCCAAGUUAGUACUUUGCUCACAGCCAUCAUACAACAUGGUUAGCACUAGAAAUAUGACUCCCUUACAGUGAUUUAACCAGAUAAGAUAACUAACUUGUAUCAUCUGCUUUAUAUGUAAGGGAUAGAAAAUACUAUUUUGUCUACACUGAAAAACACUAUUAUUCAUCAACAAGGAGUAAUAGUUAUCAAAGUAACAUUCUUUAAAUUAAACACAUUGAAAAUAUUAUUGGAUGCAGAACCCUGAUAUUUAAUUUAUAUCCUGCUGCAGACAUUAGCCUACUUUAAUUCUUUUGCCAUUACAUAUGUGUUUUGGCUAUAGACUGAACACCAACUAAAGUCUCAAGGAGGAAUAAAACUUAGCAAAUUCCUGAGUUGUGAUUAUUUUAUUACUUUUCUUUGCAAGGCUAGUUAUCACAUGGUUUGAUUAAGGAUAGAAGUGUUAGCAAAUGCAAGUUUUGACUUAUUCAAAACUUGCAGAAAUUCAAACUCAUUUUCAUUUACUUAGUCACUAACAGACCUGACUUGUAAUUUAAAAAAAAAAAAAAAAUAGCUUUGCCAACAGAAGAGUAAAGGAGACCAUAACUUAUAAAUUUGCGAUGUGUUCCUCCUUGGUGGAGACAUUAGCCUGUGUUUAGUUUUAGGCCAACUUAUACAAAUAGAGUAUUGAUUUGUAUGCAUUCUGGAGACUUGCUGUAUCAUGAUUUGCUUUAGAAUGGACUCAGCCUAGCAUGGAGACAUUAAGAACUUCAUUCAAAGUUGAGUAGUUACUAGAAUCUUUGGCAUUGCCUUGUAAUGAGGUACUUCCAUGGAAAAACACCUAAGGAUGGCAUAAUAGUGAGGUCUCUGUGUGCAUAUACAUAAUAUAUGUGCAGGAUAAAUGUGUGCACCAAUCAAAACUAAAAUUUUAUGUGACUGUCAAAUGAAUAUUAUUUCGGUUAAGAUUUUUCAUUUCUGAUUUGGAUAGAAAAUUGCUAUUAAUCUUGUAUUAAAAUAGUUUUUAAAAAUCAA
Messenger RNA from Galeopterus variegatus (Sunda flying lemur), 7504 nucleotides. RefSeq names its product glypican 6 (gene GPC6). The transcript has 12 exons. Gene Ontology annotation, cellular component: cell surface; synapse; plasma membrane. The record is from RefSeq and is a predicted model, not a curated record. Lineage: Eukaryota; Metazoa; Chordata; Mammalia; Dermoptera; Cynocephalidae. Gene Ontology annotation, biological process: DNA integration; regulation of signal transduction; regulation of protein localization to membrane. Gene Ontology annotation, molecular function: nucleic acid binding. Bases 1 to 3321 code for a protein of 1106 amino acids.